Lolium rigidum is the source of this 1617-nucleotide messenger RNA. RefSeq lists its product as uncharacterized. Bases 43 to 1329 code for a protein of 428 amino acids. The record is from RefSeq and is a predicted model, not a curated record. The transcript is spliced from 7 exons. Lineage: Eukaryota; Viridiplantae; Streptophyta; Magnoliopsida; Poales; Poaceae.
UCCAAUCCACCCCCUUCCUCGAGGACUGAAACCCUAAUCCCCAUGCCAAUCUCGGCUCCAGCCCCCUUCGGCCUCCUCGGGCCACUGUCCAUCAUCGCCGGCCAUGGCAAUCGGGACUUGGACAAGUUGCCGGCGCACAUCAUGGUUCCCGUCGAUAGCGAGAGGGCGGUUCUUGUUUCCAUCGAUGAGCGCGGGAAGUACAUGGUGAGCGAUCCUUACGCGCGCAUACCUGGAAUCAUAGGCGGGCAAGUCAUGGCCACUACAACCUACGGCAAAGGGCCGCUGGUGUUCGUCGACCUUGCCGACGGGCGGUACUGCGGCACAUACCCUUUUUCUGCCGCGCGGGUCAGAAGCAUCGAGCAAGUCGUCAAGGCAGUCUGUGCUGACUUGAGCCGCUCCUGCCCCUCCUUCCUCCUCCAUGAGCAUGAAGAAGACGCCCCGCUGCAGCAACCGGGUGCUUCAUCCUCCAAGGGACUGCUCCACACUGCAACACUGGAUGCCACCUCCUCGAUCAGUCCGCAGGCAGAGGCACUAACUCUUCCUGGGACACCCAUUUUCGCCCGGGUACAACCGGAUUGGGGUAUGGAAUUUUACAUCAGGCCUGGUCAUGGAGGAUCAUUCCACACAUAUCCGGAUGUGGGCGGCCCGUUUCAGACCAUAGAGCAAGCUGAUAAGGCUAUUGAUAAAUACCUUCAUGGCCGCCGCCAUCCAAAAAUGUGCAUGGAGCAAGCUGGUGUUUCUCUGCGGGAGAUGGGUAUACGACGGUGUCUUUUCUGGCCUGAUGGCACAAUGAAGAAGCGUACCAAGUCAUAUAUAUUUCAGAAAGGCCAUGAGCAUAUGUGCAGGUUGGUCCGCGCUGUGGUAGACCAGUAUAACGAGUAUCACAAGCUCGGAGAGGAUCGUAAGUAUGAACUGAAAGAUGUUACAGAACAACAGUCAUUUCAUGAGGACGAAGAGUGGUACCGCCAUUUGAAUAUCACUGCAAGUUCUGAAGGGUUUGACAAACAAUUCUUUGUUGAACUAAAAAAUACAAGACAAGAAGGACUUAGACAUGCAGAAUGGGUAGUCAGUUGUUUCAGCAUGGUUGACUUUAAUGAUAAUGGUUACUGCAAAGGUUGUCCAAAUGAUGUGAAGCACCCAAACAAAGCUGAUGCAUACAGUGGUGGUCAUGUGGGCCCAGAGGAGAUACUUGAAGAUCCGGAUCCAUGGAGCGACUCUGAUGAAGAUGAGACCAGUAGGGAGCGUAGGAUAAGACGUAAGUAUGAUGUUCCGAGGAAACCUUUUGUGUACCCUGCGUGUGCUACACCCAAGCCAGGGCACGUAAUGUGAAAGACAAAGGAAAGUGGAGAGAGGAGGGUGCCAAGAGAGGAACACCAAUGUUUGUAAGACAUUGGUAGCUUUCCCAUUUCCUGUUUGUAAGACAGAAAAAAUGCAUCUUAGGUGGACUUUUUGGAUUCCAAAGUAGAUGUAAGUUUUAUUGUGCAUAGCUUUUCUUCUGGUUUGUAUUGCAACAUUCCAUUCAUGAAAGUUGUGAAUGAACCAGAGAAGACCAGCUCUGGUGCUUUCUCCCCUGUAGUAUAUACUGAUGUUAAUGUGAAGAUGUUCAGUGCUACAGGA